AUGAAAGAAUACAACACACUUCCUCAGUCCGAAGACGACGACGUGCCUGGAUUCCCUCGCGAACCACGACGAAAUUGGCCUAUACGAGCCAUUUCUGCAGUACUGCUCACAUCCAUUCUCGUGAAUGUGAUAGUUCUGGCCAGGGUCAUAAAGGGAAAUGUCGCUGAGAAGCCACCACAAGGACGAUAUGGUAAGAAUUGAUAUGAACACCCUUCCGUCCAGUGAAAGUGAUUGACCCAGAUAUCCAGCCCAAACGCCCGACCUCGACACGGUCUGGAAGCGUUUCUUCUGGCACACAAAAUGGGACUCCGGGGAUCGAAACCAAAGCGAUGCUCUCUGGAACGGAAUCAAUCCAGCGCAUGGAUUCGUGGCCAUAGAUCGCGAGCAGGCAGCGAGCAAGGGCUGGCCUGAGUCCAUGUAUCUCCCAAGCGAUCAUUCCAAGGGCGUGUAUCUUCUCGAAGCCUACCAUCAGCUUCACUGUCUCGUACGUAUGCGCCGAAUCAUGGCAGAAGUUAACACUAACUCACGAGUGAGCCAGAAAAUUGUACGCCAGACUUUCCGCGAAGCGGUACAGCGCCUUCCGUACACCUACGACCCUCAUCAUGCCGAACACUGCUUCGAUGCACUUCGUCAGGUCAGCUUUCCAGACCUUCCAGUUUGUCCGACGCUGACAUGCUCCCAGUCGACUGUUUGCAACGCAGACAACACACCCCUUUACACUUUCGGCGACAAGACAGCAGGAGACGGACAAAUGCAUAAAUGCCGCAGCUGGUCGCAACUCUCCCAAUAUGCCACAGACAACAGUGCCUGCUACCGCGACUCGGUGGGAGACAUUCCACUGGGACAGCAUUUCGGCCAUUGUGAAGAGGCCAGAAAAGACGGGAUAGAUCCGCAUGAAUUCCAAGUCGAAGCUCCAUAG
Messenger RNA from Lecanosticta acicola, 919 nucleotides. The record is from the annotation of a GenBank genome assembly. NCBI's taxonomy places the organism in Eukaryota, Fungi, Ascomycota, Dothideomycetes, Mycosphaerellales, Mycosphaerellaceae.